Prosopis cineraria is the source of this 1457-nucleotide messenger RNA. RefSeq lists its product as uncharacterized. Lineage: Eukaryota; Viridiplantae; Streptophyta; Magnoliopsida; Fabales; Fabaceae. Bases 247 to 1446 code for a protein of 399 amino acids. The record is from RefSeq and is a predicted model, not a curated record. The transcript is spliced from 2 exons.
AAGAAGAAGAACCCACUGACUUAGAACACCACAUCUCUCUUCAUGGGACCGCUGUUUUAAUGUGCAAGAGCACAUAUAUGGGAUAGCCACCAGCUGAACGUUAAAUCCAUAUGAACUAGAGUGUGUCUGACACGGAGUCAUAAAUUUCCAAAAACUGACACAUACCUUGUCUAUCCCAAAUUUAUUCCUUUCUCUGCACCUUCCCACGCACUCCAUUAACUUCCUUCAACCCACUACUCGCCUUCCAUGGCUUCCGCAUCAUCCAUACAUCAGAGAAGGCUGCAAGAAUUCCUCAGGGAGCGGCAAGAACCUUUCAUCCUCCACAAUUACCUUUCCGAAAGAGGCUGCUCCAAAGCAUGGAACCUGCAAAGAUCAGCCAAUUCUUGCCUCAAUAUGAAUGCCAAGCUUCUGUUUUCCAGAGUUCUAACGUCUCUGUAUAAGAAGCUUGCUUUACAGCACAACGAAAGCAGCAGCGUUAUGGCUGAGAAGCCUGCCGUUAAAGAUGAGGAUCUUCUUGUCCAUGACAGUCCCACAAUUGGUGAGAUUGUCUUGGAAACAGAUAGCUUUUCAUCCUCCAGCAACUCAACCAUGUUCUACUCUUGCUCAGAGAUUGAUGAAGACGAGAUUUCUUCUUCUUCAGAUACCUUCCCAGCUUCUCAUGUAUGCCCAACUGCACAGGAAGAAAAUAUACAUAUGAAUUGGUUUGAUUCCUCUUGCAAAGCCAACAGGCUAUCAACAACGGAAGACACCGCCGGAGAUGCACAGGUCCUGCCUCACUCGGCACAGUUCCUUCACGCCGAGCUACAGCAUCUCAAAAUGGCAAGUCUCUGUCUCAUUUGCAAUUUUCAACUCAUCAGUUUUUUGGUUGAUUUCCAUGUCUUUUCUCUUAACGUGGCGGUUUGUUUGGCAGAGGUAGCAGUGAAUCAGGAUGUUAGGAAAAUGGAGAAGAAAGUACAUAGUUGCAGUGCCCCUCUGCCAAAGAAAAUGAAGGAAGAGUCAAUUUCAUCAGCUGCUAUCUGGGGAUUGCUGAUGCAGUCAGUUAAGAAAGAACGGAGUCCAAGGAAAUUAGGAGAGAAUCUGAGUCCUAAUGCUUCCCACGGAUUGAAAUCUAAAAGGAUAUUGCAGAAGACAAAGCAACUGCUCUUUUAUUGUGCGAGAGAAACACUUCCAAGGAAGGACAAGGGACAGCGAUGCUUCAACCAAUACUUGGGGCCUCAGCAACUGGGGAGGUUCUUUUGUAAGAGAACAAACAUAUGGGAUCAGCGAAGCAGACAUGGGAGGGGCCUGACCUGCUUCUUCUCUUUGGAUGACUUGAAUUCCGUCUACCAAUGGAGUGAUUUGGAGCCACGUGUGAAUGAUAUUGUCCUAGAAAUUGCUGAUGCCAUUUUGGAAUUCAUCAACAACGAGUUUGUAUCAGAAUUUAUUCAGUAUAAAUGCUCACAUUAGGUUAAUAAUCA